GCCAAGGCAGCCUGAGUAGAAGUUGAAUGGUGAAAAGGAGGUCAGUCAAGCACAGAGUCCCGCCUUCUAAGAUUGGCGCGUAACCUAGCAACACAGGGACCGCCGAGGUGGUUAACUGUGGGCAGAGAAACUUGCAGUUUAAGGAGCCGGAUUGCUGAUUGAAAAGCCAGAAGAGCUUUGAGUUGUCUGACGGCUCAGUACCAGGGUAUACAGAGGCAAAGCCAGCUGCUCCAAAGAUGGCCUUGGACAUCUACAGCAUGGCCCCUUCCUACCAUGGGCUGGCCAUCCACAGAAUCCCACUGAGGACAGACAUAAUCCCAGUUGAGCCAAUGAAGACCUUGGCCCCAUCCAAAUCCAAGCUCAGCACCAUUGAGGCCAAGAGAAUCAUGUCAGUCCUGGAUGAGGCCAUACAAAAAGUGGGGCUGGUGACCCUGAUGUCCUAUGUCGAGUCCCACCAAGAGGUUCUGGAGGGAAUGUUCCCCGAAGACCUCGUGAGGGCCAUCAGAGAGCAUUUGGACAUUGGCCACGUCCUGCUGGAGGGUGCCAGCAUCCUACAGGAGAAGCAAAAACAGCUGGAGAAAGAGGAGGAAGCGGAUGAAGCCUGGUUCCGGGAGCACCUACUGUCCAUAGAGCUAUACAAGGCCAGCCUGUGGCCACUGACACACCAGUUCCGAGAUUCCACCAAGACCAUCCUGAGGCUUCUGCUCAGUGAUUCCCAGGUGUCCACGCUACUGCAGGUGCAGGCUCCAGGCAGAAGCCCAGGGGCGCAGCACCUCCUCGAAGGCCUGAUGGAGCUUCGGAGCUACCUCUUUGAAAAGCUCCUCACCAGCCCUAUGGAAGUAAGGGAGAAGAACCAGUUCAUACAGGACAUCAACCGGAGGAAUGAAAGGAACCAGGAAGUCAUUGAUGCCCUCCAGGCUGAGCUGGCGGAGGUGCUGAAGAGUAAGGAGUCGGAGGUGGAGAAGGAGAACUUUGUGAUCCAAGAACUGAAGAACCACCUGCACCAGGUGUUCAAGUUCUCGGAGAACAGCCUCCUCCGCACGAAGCAGGAGGCCGAGAAGCAGCAGAAGGUGGAUUACCGGGCCUCCCAGGCUCGGCUGGCCAAGAUACAGCAAGAGAUCCUAGCGCUUCGAUCACAGUACCACAACCUGGUCAUGGAGAAUCGGGAGAUAGAGCAGGCCCUGAGGAAGAAAAAAUAUAAAGUGGAGACAGAAAUUGAGAACUGGAUCCAGAAAUAUGACAUGGAGAUGAGCGAGAAGCAGGACGAAUACGAAGACCUGGAGAGCAUCCACAAAGAGGAGAAGCUGCAGCUGGAGGAGCUAAAAGAGAGGCACGCGGUGCUGGUGGAGGAGUUCGCUCAGAUCCGUGCCGAGAGUGAGAUCAACUCCAAGAAGCGGGUGGAGGCUGAGCGCGAGAUGGUGCGCAUGGUGAGGGCCGCCACGCUCAUCCAGGCCGUGUGGAAGGGCUACCUGGUGCGCUCCAUGCUCAGGUCCAAGAAGAAGAAGCGAGGCAAGGGCAAGGGCAAAGACAAGGGCAAAGACAAGGGGAAGGGCAAGGAGAAGAGCAAGGAGAAAAGCAAGGAGAAGAGCAAGGAGAAGAGCAAGGAGGAGAAGGGUAAAGAGAAGAAAGCCAAGGGCAAGGCCAAAGGCAAGAAGAAGUAACUGCUGCCCGGCCAGGCUCCGCCCCUGCCCAGCCUCAACCACGCCCUGCCGGAUCUGAACCGCGCCCCCACCCCGCCCCAGCCCUUCCGCCCGUAGCUUUAA
Molecule: messenger RNA, 1763 nt
Organism: Phodopus roborovskii (desert hamster)
Lineage: Eukaryota; Metazoa; Chordata; Mammalia; Rodentia; Cricetidae
Gene: Drc10
Product: IQ motif containing D
Exons: 5
Coding region: 237-1661 (474 amino acids)
Molecular function (GO): protein binding
Source: RefSeq, a predicted model, not a curated record